Messenger RNA from Phalaenopsis equestris, 2725 nucleotides. RefSeq names its product putative serine/threonine-protein kinase-like protein CCR3. Gene Ontology annotation, biological process: protein phosphorylation. The record is from RefSeq and is a predicted model, not a curated record. NCBI's taxonomy places the organism in Eukaryota, Viridiplantae, Streptophyta, Magnoliopsida, Asparagales, Orchidaceae. Gene Ontology annotation, molecular function: ATP binding; protein serine/threonine kinase activity.
GUCACCUCACCAAAUAAGCUGCCCAAAUAGGCCCUAAGAUUCUACUAAAAAUCACCUUGAUUACAAUGCGUUAGGAAGUGCCCAUCUUAAUCAAUUCUACUUUAUUAUAAAUAUUUUUGUGUGUUGGAAAUUGAGAAAUCAGACGUUAAGUUCAAAUUUAAAAUUUUUAGUAGUUAGAAAAGCUUCCGUUGACAAGGUUUGAUCAGACGUAAUUGAUCGCGCCAAUUAAUGGCGAGCUGAUGCGCUCGCAGGAGACGAAGCCCAACGCCCAUGAAAGCAGGAUUCCGCCCUCCAUUUCUUCGUUACAUCCGAUUUCAUUAACUUAUUUCAUUCGUUGCAGCAUUCAUCUUUCUCCCUCUUCGUCAUCUUUCCUGCAACUCCGAUGGCGAGAUGAGGAUUCCGCCGGCCGCAGCAGCGGCGAUUUUGAUAGCUUUGAUCGUCGCCGCUGCAGAGGGGCUGGGUUCUCCGGCCACCAUUGCCGUGAUACAGUCCUCCGGGACAGUCUGCGGGAUCCUCGCCGGAGCUGGACGGGAGAGAGUGCGUUGCGCGGGUGUCGGGCUGCCGGAGUUCUCUGUCUCUCCAAAACUGUCUUUUGAAUCGAUUUCCGGCGGCCGGGAUUUCUUUUGCGGGCUGAGGUCUGGAGGAAUUAGUAUAUUUUGCUGGACUGUGAGAAACAGCUCCGCCGGACAGGUAUCGGCGAAGAGGAUUUACAACGGCCCUGUUCCCCUCGCGGAUCUCAGCGUUGGGGAUGAUCAAGUCUGCGCCUUGCAGAGAAAUCGAAGCAGAGUUCUGUGUUGGCGGGGUGAUGGAAGUUUCCCGGCGAGCUUCGACGGAGAAUACCGAUCGCUGACGUCGGGGAGAGGGUUUUCGUGUGGAAUUGGGGUUGAUAACCGCGUGCAGUGCUGGGGAGGACAUGGUUUGGAGUUCCGAAGCGCUUUUGGUGAUAUAUUGAUGCAGAGCGUUGUUGCAGGGGACUCGCAUGUCUGCGGAAUGGAUCUCUCUGGUUUUUUAAUUUGUAAGGGAAGCAAUAGCUCCGGCCAAUUGAAUGUUCCCUCAGGCGGCGCUUUUGAGUUCUCCGGCUUGGCUCUUGGUCUGAAUCACUCAUGCGCGAUCAAGCAGCCUAAUGGUACUGUGAUCUGUUGGGGCGGCGGCGGCGGCGGAGUUUGGAGUUACAGUCCGGAAAAUAGCAUGAGUUUCGAGCUCGUGGUCGCCGGCGGCGACCUCACCUGCGGGGUGAUAACGGAUAACUUCACGGUGAUGUGCUGGAAAGCGAAUGGGAUCAAUCAUUCCACAUUUUCUCUUCUUCUGCCCCAAGUUCUUCCGGGAAGAUGUGUUGCAGAAGAGAGUUACUGCAAAUGCGGCGUCUUCCCCGAUUCGGAAUCUCUCUGUUCAGAUUCCGGCGUGAUUUGCAAGUCCUGCGGAGCUCCUUUUAUCCCUCAACCGCACCCUCCGCCGCCGGCAAUACCUUCUCCGUUACCGGAAUCAGCUCCGGGUUUCCUCAAGACGAGCACAGGAUGGAUAGCCUUCGUUAUUAUCGGUUUCGUCGGAGGAUUUGCCGCCAUGUGCAGCAUUCUAUGCUUCUUAUGGAACCGCGCUCGCCGGAAUAAGAAAGUUCACAAUUCCAAGCCGCCGCCUCCACCGCCGCCGCAGCCGCCGCCACCCACUUUUAACACAGGUCAACAUUCCAACAUUUCCGGCAACUCUCCACAGCUAUCCAUCAGCAUCCCCAGCCCCCUAUUCUCCCCACCCGGCUCGAAAUCCCAGGCAUUCCGCCACUACAUUACCCGCGGCACCAGCAGCCGUCGCAGGGGACCAUCAUCCUUCCAUGAACGCGCAGAAGUCUUCACCUUCGACGACCUCGCCGCCGCAACAAACAACUUCUCUGAAUGCCGAAUCGGGAUGGGAGGCUUCGGCACGGUUUACAAAGGCAAGCUCAAAAACAACCGGGAAGUCGCCAUUAAACGCGGCGAGCUCAAAUCAGCCCAAAUAAAUACAAAAAUUCAGGAAAAGGAGCGAGCUUUUCAAUCCGAACUCAUCUUCCUCUCUCGUCUCCACCACAAACACUUAGUAAACCUGGUCGGGUACUGCGAAGAGAGAGACGAGAGGCUCCUCGUCUACGAGUACAUGAAAAACGGCUCCUUGUACGACCACCUGCACUCCAGAACUGGAACCGAGGCAGGACCACCCAUGGAUUCCUGGAGAAUGCGCAUAAAGGUCCUUCUGGACGCCGCUCGAGGAAUCGAAUACCUGCACAACUACGCCGUGCCGCCGAUCAUCCACCGAGACAUCAAAUCUUCAAACAUAUUGCUCGACGGCGACUGGGUGGCGAGGGUCUCCGACUUCGGUUUAUCAUUAAUGGGGCCGGAAGCAGAAUCGAUCUACCUUUCAACCAUAGCUGCCGGAACAAUGGGCUACAUAGAUCCGGAGUACUACGGCGGAAUACAGCAGCUGACGACGAAGAGCGACGUCUAUGGCUUCGGAGUAGUGAUGCUGGAGAUGUUAACGGGAAAAAAGGCGAUUUUUAGGGAGGAAGGGGGAGAGAGCGGGGAGCCAGUGAGCGUGGUGGAGUACGCCGCGCGGAGGAUUGAUGAUGGGGAGACGGGGAGGGUGUUGGACCGGCAUAUGCGGCGGCCGGAGCUGCGGGAGGCGGAGGCGGUGGAGCUGGUGGCUUACACGGCGGUGCAUUGCGUGAGCAUGGAGGGGAAGGAUAGGCCGGCCAUAUCGG